Arxiozyma heterogenica is the source of this 1443-nucleotide messenger RNA. RefSeq lists its product as uncharacterized. Bases 1 to 1443 code for a protein of 480 amino acids. The record is from RefSeq and is a predicted model, not a curated record. The transcript has a single exon. NCBI's taxonomy places the organism in Eukaryota, Fungi, Ascomycota, Saccharomycetes, Saccharomycetales, Saccharomycetaceae.
AUGGAAACCUGUUCUAAUGAACAAAAACCUAUUAGAUUAGCUGUACUGGGCGGUGAGUCCACAGGAAAAACUUCCUUUAUCUCAAGAUUGACUUUGAGGAUUGUCCAUGAAGCACAUUAUCCGACGAAGAAUCAAAACAACUGGCUGUUUGAAUUCAUACCACAUUCUAAACUGGCAAGAGCUAUAUUAGAUGAACAACCUCAUGAAAGAUUAUUAAGUCGAACUCCAAGUAGUGAAAAGUUAACUCCUAUCUUUCAAUCACCUGCCGUGACACCAUACGUUCAAUUGUCUCCAUUAAGUUUCCAAUUCUUUAGGGAUAACUAUACACAUUUGAAAAAUACACAAAAAAAUAAAGUUCCUAAUAGUAAUGUAUUGAAAAAGACUCGUAACACCACUUUAUAUCAUUAUUAUAAUAGUAGCAAUAAUGACAGUUAUAUAUCACCGGAAUUUGAAACCAGAGUAUCCCCUAAUCGUAAACGUCCCGAAACCAUUAGGAUGUCGAAUGUUUUACCAAGAAAUUAUAUUCCACCACAAUACUGUCCAAUAUCAAUAGAUAUAAUUGAUACUGCUGGGUUUAAGCCAGAUAUGGUAGUACCUUUUCUAGAAGUUUCUUUAUUUAGAAAUUUGGAUAAAUCUAUUUUAAAAGGUCUUGCAAAUCAACCUAGAGUUCCAGUGUCUACUACUUCCCUCUUAGUUGCUUCUGGUGCAUCAGAAUUAAAUGGAAAGAUCGAUGGCUAUAUAUUAGUUUACAGUGCUAUUCCCGAAUUGAACCAUCAUAUCGUUCCAGAACCACCCACGUACAAAGAACCAACUUCAGUACCAAUCGAUGGUGAAUCAAAUUCUGUUGAUAGUAAAAACGAUCUGUCACAAGAAGAUAUUCCUACAGGUGGAGGUUUAUCACUAUUACCUGUAUUGCGAUCAUGUAUACUGGAUGCAUGGACAGAAUUCAGGAAUUAUGAAACUGGUUGGAAGAAUGGUCAGGAAGAAGAUGUUUAUUCUUUAAUCCACAGUCUGAAAAAUAUCUGGAAAUCACAAGAAUCGGAACAAUCUAAGAUAGCUAAAAUCAAUAAAUUAAGAAAAUUUAAAACUGAAUUAGAUAGUAUUAAUUUAGAUCCUGCAUCACCAGAUUCCCCACCACCAUUUGUAAUUAUUUGUACUCACAUAAAUGCUCCUUUAGCUAGCCCAUUAUUAAUCCAAAAGGGGAAGCAGUUAGCUGCACAAUGGAAUUCAAGCUUUGUUGGUGUUGACAGUAUUGAUGACUUUAAUAUUGAUGUUGCCCUAAGCUUAAUUAUAAGAGAUAUUUCAGAAAAAAAAUAUUUAUUAAGCAAACAUCAUCAUUAUAGUCAAGAUGGAUACCACUCAUCCAAUAAACAUCAUCGUGACAAAAAUGGGGUAAAUAUUAAAUCUUCACCAAAAGCUAGUGUAUUAAAAAAUUUUCUUUAG